This is a messenger RNA of Drosophila albomicans, 958 nucleotides long. RefSeq lists its product as uncharacterized. The record is from RefSeq and is a predicted model, not a curated record. NCBI's taxonomy places the organism in Eukaryota, Metazoa, Arthropoda, Insecta, Diptera, Drosophilidae. The transcript is spliced from 2 exons. The coding region runs from base 36 to 890 and encodes 284 amino acids.
AUUCAGAGUCCAGUGGAUCGCUGACUUUUGCCAAGAUGUUUAACUUUAUCGCUGUGCUCGCUUUGCUCAUAUGCGUGGGAGCAACUGUUGUGCUUUCCUCGUCGAAUGUGACGGUUUAUAUGGAAGAUUACAUUCGCCUGAAUCAACGACAGUACGAGGCCAAGGUUAAAAAGUUUGAGGUUGAGAUUGCAACGUUUCGGGAAACAUAUGGACGAGAAUUGCGCGCAAUUUCUGUGCAAGCGGAUUUGCUAGAGUUGAAACUUAAUGAGGCUACAGAACGACUGCGUCCGCUUGAGCUCAUCGACUCCUGGCACAAUCAAUGCGUGCAGAACUAUUCAACAACUAUUCCUACAGUUGCCACAGUGCGAGCGGCUCUCACCAGUUGCUCGACAGCGGCGCAGAGUAAUCUCAAUGGUCAUCUCCAGAACGCGCAGAAUACGUAUAACAACCUCAAGUCCUAUCAUACCACCAACGUGAAAAAUAUGCUAAACGAUUGUGAGAAGCGACAUCCCGCUUCCCAAGGGAACUACACAAGUUGUGUAACAAAUGCGAUUGCCACGGCGAAUGUGAAUACGAUAGCUAACCAGAAGAACUUCAUCACGUAUAUGGAGCAAGCCGAAUGUGGAGCGAAAUCACGUAUUACACAGGCCUGGGAAUGCUCUUAUACCACAGUGCAUAACACCAUUUCUUCAUUGAGCAUAGCGUUGCGGCUCAUCGAUGAUUGCAUUGCAAACAAGAUGUCCUGUGCCUCAGUGUCCUGCACCACGGGUUGUAAGAAUCGCAUGAUUGUUAAUCUAAGCCAGGCGGAUUUCCUUAAUACAACCAUAAACAAUCCUUUCAUUGGACUUAGUUCAAAGCUCGGUUGUCUGGAGAUAAAAUUCAAAGAUUGAAAUCCAAAUUAUUAUUGAUUUAAUUUAAUUGCACCACCAUUUAUAAAAUAUAAUACAAUAUAAUAAAU